Messenger RNA from Manihot esculenta (cassava), 1303 nucleotides. RefSeq names its product elicitor-responsive protein 3. The record is from RefSeq and is a predicted model, not a curated record. The transcript has 7 exons. The coding region runs from base 293 to 985 and encodes 230 amino acids. NCBI's taxonomy places the organism in Eukaryota, Viridiplantae, Streptophyta, Magnoliopsida, Malpighiales, Euphorbiaceae.
UGCUCAUUAACAACCCCUCUGUACUGGAAAUUGCUCUCAAAACGAAAUUUCAUAGAAGAAAUAAUUAAAAAAGGGGAAAAAAAAAAUCCAAAACGAACGAAUCUACACAGCAACCAGGGACGACCCCAGAACCCAGUCGUUGGAUUUUUUACACGAAAAGUAGAAAACAAUAUUAAAAAGGUGACUUUUUGUCCUAUAUCUAUAGAUCACUUGAUCAAUAACGUUUCCAUUUUCGAAUAAGCAGCCGUCUUCAUCAUCAUUAUCAUCUUCUUCUUCUUACCCAUCUUCUAGCAUGUCCGUCUCUGGUAUUCAAGGCCAUCUUCUUGAAGUUACUGUCGUAGGUUGUAAUAAAUUGAAAGAUACAGAAUGGAUUUCUAGGCAAGAUCCUUAUGCUAUUGUUGAAUAUGGUAGCAAUAAGUCCCGCACAAGAACCUGCACAGAUGGUGGCAAAAAUCCUACAUUUCAAGAGAAGUUUGUGUUUACUCUAAUUGAAGGGCUAAGAGAACUGAAUCUUGUGGUUUGGAACAGCAAUACCUUAACAUAUGAUGAUUUCAUUGGCAGUGGAAAGGUUCAAUUGCAGAAGGUUCUAUCAGAAGGUUAUGAUGAUAGCACCUGGCCACUUCAGACUAAAACCGGCAGAUAUGCUGGAGAAGUGAGGCUCAUUUUGCAUUAUCCAAAUGCCAAGAAACCAGCUACAAGCUUUACUCCUUCUGCUCCACCAUAUGGAGCACCUGUGCCCCAUUCAUCCAUGUACUCACCACCACCUCCAGCAUCUGUAGCUUCUUAUGCGCAACUACCUGCAGCCUACACAUCUCAUUAUCCAUCAUAUCCACCAUCUGCAUACCCUCCUCCACCAACUGCUUAUCCCCCUCCUCCAUACCCACCGCAUUCAGCUUAUCCUCCACAUCCAUAUCCACCGCCUCCACAUGCUUCACCCUAUUAUCCUCCAGGUCCUUUUCCUGGUAUUUAUCCUCCACCGUACUAAGAAGCAGCUCCAGAAGGUCCAGUGAGGAAGCAAGAUGUGGAAUUUGCUCUGUAGACAGCAUUAGAAUUUAGUCAUGGUAGUUUUAACUUAUUCAAUGGGUAAGCUUGUAUGUAGCAGUGCUGAGGAAAUGCUGCAUGCAGUUGACCAUUUCUGCAACCUGUAAUGUGGUACGCCUUGUGUAUAACGUCGCCCUUUUAGUUAUAUCUUUCAAGAUCUGCAGAUUUGUUCUUUUUUUUUUUGUUACUGGUGAUAAAUUGUGCAUAAGAUGUUGAUGUAAAUCAUCUUGCAAGAUAUGUUUUAGUUCAUGUAUUCUUUCAA